Messenger RNA from Durusdinium trenchii, 1032 nucleotides. NCBI's taxonomy places the organism in Eukaryota, Dinophyceae, Suessiales, Symbiodiniaceae. The record is from the annotation of a GenBank genome assembly.
AUGACUCCUGCAGCUUUGCAAGACAAAGAACUGCAGUUGCUGAAGGAGAAGGAUGAUAUUUUGGCCCAGUUGGCCAGUUGGGAUGAUGAGAUUGCGUGGAAGAAGACUGCUGCAGCUCAGUUGGAGAAGACCUUGGCUGCUUUGCAAAGGGGUGAGGAUGGUGUUAACAUGCCGCGUUCUGCUGCAGAGCUUCGGCGAGGAACAGAAGCUCCACCGGCGGAUGUGGAACCUCCAAAGGACCAGUCCGAAGAAUUGCUGCAGCGUUUGACGACAGCCCUCGCAGACCUUUCGAAGCCAUGGGAAAGUACUUGGGACAAGGAGAGCUUUGACAGGCAAUACUGUCCAGACGACGGGGAGCUUGGAGAUUUCUUGAAGGGCCUCACCAUAGAGCAGCAAUUGGUGUGGGAGCUGCAAAAUCCAUCGGAUGUCAGCCCACGAGUUGAUCGCAGAUUGCUUGGCGACUUGAAGAAAGCUGGGAAGAAGGCAGAGGUCGAGAUUCUUACUGCCGCAGUCGGACCUCCAAGUGAUCCUGAGCGGCAGUACAGAGCACUACUUUGGCUUCAUCACCAUAGGGAAUUGAAUGUGUCCCAUGUGGAGCCAGGAGCUGCAUCGCAGUCGUUGCUUACCUUGGCCUGCCGCCAUGGACACUGUGAUGUCGCAGCGGCCCUGCUGGAACGCAAGGCAGAGGUGCAUCACCAAAGCAAUUCUCAACUCACGGCGCUUGCAGCCGCUUGCCAGGGGGGAAGCGUCCAGUGCGCCCGCUUGCUGCUCCAAGCAGCCGCUAAUUGCAACGAGGCGAGUAAGGGCUGUAGCGUCCUUGCUUUGGCUUCCGCCUGCUCCGGGGAGCAAGGUGAGGCUUUGACAAAGCUCUUGCUGGAGUUCAGAGCGGAUGUGAAUCAGGCAGAUCCUCGUGGCCGGACACCGCUCAUGGCCGCUGCCAUAGCUGGAAAUUCUCGCUGCUGCGAAGCCUUGCUGAAAGCUGGAGCAUGUGCUACCGAUGAAGACAAUGAGGCCGGUGGAAAAGGGGGGUAA